Messenger RNA from Spinacia oleracea (spinach), 1553 nucleotides. Its product is annotated as phytosulfokine receptor 1. Gene Ontology annotation, molecular function: protein kinase activity; ATP binding. Bases 41 to 1093 code for a protein of 350 amino acids. Gene Ontology annotation, cellular component: plasma membrane. Gene Ontology annotation, biological process: protein phosphorylation. NCBI's taxonomy places the organism in Eukaryota, Viridiplantae, Streptophyta, Magnoliopsida, Caryophyllales, Amaranthaceae. The record is from RefSeq and is a predicted model, not a curated record. The transcript has a single exon.
UUUUCCUCACUUUUUUAGUACAUGAAAAAUUCAUUCAAAAAUGAGUAGUAAUCAUCAUGGAAAUCACAUUUUCUAUGCCUUGACUCUCUCUUUUCUCUCAAUAUCAAUCAUUCUUCUCUUCAUUGCUCUUCUCUUCCUUUGUAGUAGAAAAAAACCAACCACCAAGCCUAAAGAACUUGAGACAACGACUACUAUUAAGCUUAGUGCUAAGAAUUAUCCUCUAAUGGAACUCGAUAGCGCCACGGACCGGUUCAAUCCUAGGAGAAUCAUUGGUAAAGGCCGGUUAGGAACCACCUAUGCCGCGGUUUUAGACAAGGGUGAGUUGGUGGUGGUAAAGCGGAUUUACCCGUGGUUAGUAUUAAGUAAAGCUAGUCUUGGGUUCCAAUCUGUGAUUAAGUCAUUAUCAUUAGCUCAACACCCUAACAUUGUGCCUAUUGUGGGCUUUUCCGAGGCUCCGGGUGAAAGGAUCAUUGUAAUGGAGUAUGUGGACACAAUGAGUUUGGAUUUCUACUUACACCAAAAUGUUGAUGGGCCGUCCCUCUUGGGUUGGGUCGAAAGGGUGAGGAUCGCGACCGGUAUGGCCCGUGGAGUCGAGUAUUUGCAUGAGAAGACGGCACCUCAAGUAGUUCAUGGUUGUAUAAAACCUUGUAAUGUUUUGGUAGAUGUGAAGUUUUGCCCUAAGUUGUGUGACUAUGGGUUGUCCUUCUUGGCCUCGAAAAACGAGAAGGUGGGGCUAUUAGGGUAUGUAGAUGAAGAGUAUUGGUUAGAAGGGAGAAAUGGUGGUGGUGGUGGUGGUGGUGGUGGUGCUAGCAAAGAAAGUGAUGUGUAUGGUUUUGGUGUGGUGUUGUUGGAGCUUUUGACCGGUAAGAGAAAUGAGGGAGGGUUGCUUGUUGAAUGGGUUUUGCCUUUAAUUAAAGAAAUGAGGUUUAAUGAGUUUUUAGACCCAAGAAUUGAGGCACCUUCUAAUAUGAAGCCCCUUGUUAGAUUGGGCAAAGUGGCAUUAGCUUGUGUUGGUAAUUCUAGAAAAACUAGGCCUAAAAUGUCUCAAAUUGUUAGCAUAGUGGAUUGUUUAGAUUUUAAUCUUGAAGAUUGAAGGCCCUAUGGAAGAAAUUGUAUUUUUGUGGCCCUAUGGCAAAUUGUUACCCUAGAAAUGCCUUUUGACCAGUUUCGUCUUGAAGCAUUGGUUGUCACUGUUUUUUUUUUGGUGAUCACUGUAAAAUACGGAGUAGUAGCAGCACUUCUUGGAAAUGAGUAACAAAACAAUUUGUCAAUGAUCAUAAGUUUUGCACCGCCCCAAUGAAUAAUAUGGGAUGGGAGUUCUAUUUUUGAUGGGGACACAUUAUGUAGAGGGUCCAAAGAGCAACACCGUCUUUGCUCAAGAAAGUAAUGAACCAAAACUCUAAAACUCUAAUAGGGGCGUAUGCCCACGAAGAAAAAAACAACACAAUAUUAUAUUUUCUCCGUAAUAUUAUUUUAUCAUGGUAUUAAGAGUAAGUUAAGAUCUUAGAUUAUCUACAAAAGUUUUUCCCUGCUGAUACGAUUGGAAAAAUAGA